CAUUGCUGUCGAAAUUUGAACUAGUUAAAAACAACAACACUAUUUAAGACUAUUUAAAUAUAGAAAAAUAUACAAUGGAUUCAGAAGUCGAUAGUGGUGAAAGCAUUUCAAAUGUCUCAGUAAUUUUAACGGACUCCGAUGAAACUGAGGAAUAUAUUGUAGAGAAGAUUUUGGAUCGAAGGAAUUACAUGGGCCAAGUGCAAUACUUGGUCAAGUGGCUAGAUUAUGCCGAUGAAGAUAAUACCUGGGAAUCGGCCACAGAUCUGGAUUGCCAUUCCCUGAUUAAAUCGUUUGAACAAAUAAGUCUGAAGAGGGCUCAAGAUCUGAAUAAUCUAUACGAAACUAAAGCUAAACGGCUGAAAAUUGAUCCUUGCUUAGUUGUAGAUAGUCCCUUUAAUCAUGGAUUCACAGCUCAAGAAAUUUUGAAGGGCUAUACAAAUAAUGGUGAAAUAUCGUUCCUAAUUAGGUUUUGGCAUCUCGAUGAACCUCAGGUGGUGCCAAGUGAAAUGGCCUAUGUGGAAAUACCGCAGAUGGUUCUGAAAUUCUAUGAAAAUCAUUGCAGCUUUCAGGAUUAUUUAAAUAAUUACAUUUCCUGACUUGCAUAGUUUAUAUCUCAGUUUAAAUUAGUAAAACUGACUGAUUUGACGUCCCAGAGAACUUUAAAGUGUAUGCUAUACUUCUUGCAGAGUAAAUAAUAAAAGGCGUCCCUUGGCACAGCAUU
Molecule: messenger RNA, 721 nt
Organism: Drosophila santomea
Lineage: Eukaryota; Metazoa; Arthropoda; Insecta; Diptera; Drosophilidae
Gene: HP1e
Product: chromobox protein homolog 1
Exons: 1
Coding region: 75-596 (173 amino acids)
Biological process (GO): negative regulation of transcription by RNA polymerase II; chromatin organization
Cellular component (GO): pericentric heterochromatin; nucleus
Molecular function (GO): chromatin binding
Source: RefSeq, a predicted model, not a curated record